AUGGACCCUGAGCGUCGCCGCCAGGUGCGCAAUGCGCGUACACGCCGUCGCGCCAAUCGACACGACGAGGACGGCGCUUCCAACGGUCCUUCUGCGCCCGUCACGCGACGCCCCGCAGAUGGGGACCGUGCGGCUCCGCCCCCGCUGCCGAGUAACCGCCGCCGCGCCUCCACGACGCGCGACGAGGCACAGCGGCUGUCGCAGCGCAUGCAGCAGCAGCGGCAAGACAAGACGAUAGCCGAUCGGCUGCGCUCGCAGCGGGAGGCGAUGAUACAAGAGCGCUACGCACCCGGCACAGCAGCUCUCUCGUUGCCGCGGGAGGCGACAACGCAGCAGCAGCAACAACACAACGCCGACGCCGCCGCUGCCGCCGUCGCGUUCGACAAGGAUGAACUUCUCGGAUACUUAAUUGGGGAGAGCAAGGCAAACUUCUUGAAGUUGGAUCACGACCUGACCGAGGAUCACACCAUCGCCACGCAGCGGCUGCACAACUCCGUCUUUGCCCACGCCAACAGCUUUUUGCUGCUCUUUCGCGAUGUCGAUCGUGCCAGUGACCUCGUCGAAGCCCUCAAGGCUAACGUGCAGGGCACAAAGGCCGCCAUCUCCAACAUCAGCAAGUAUUCGUCCGCCAACAUCGUCGCCAACUCCGCGUCUUCCGGGGGGGUUGGGAGUGCAAAGGCGCCCGGCUCUGCCGGCAUGAGCGACGCACGCGCGAACGUCUUCAGCUCCGCGCUGAGCAGCACAUUAGGCGAGGGCGACCCGCGACGGCUGGCGCGGCCGAGCCUCGUUACCCGUCGCAUCGCGCACCGCUACGCCAGCAGCAGCAGCAACGGCGGUGGCAACAGCAGCGAGCUGACCGGCGAGGACGUGUGGCGGAACAACAGUGGAAACAACAGCUCCAUGAAAGCGUCCGCCAUAGGAACGUCGUCGACGCGAGCCACGACGUGGGCUUCGACAGUGCAGCGCAGUGGCACGGAGGACGCCGCCGGCGACACCGCGUCUGCUCCUGCUGGCCCGACAGCGGCGAACAGCGAUGGUGGUGGUGGUGAUGCGGCCGAUGACGCCGCCAUGAACACCGGCGCCACGCGGCCCACCACACGCGGAUUGAACGUCUCCUCGGUGCGGCAGUGGCGCUACACCAUCGGCCUGGCGAGCGCCUCUCCGGCGACGACAGCGGCGGCUGUCGCAUCGGCGAGCAGCGCGGACCGGGCCGAAGCACGCGGUGGUGACGGCAAAUCGAGUACGAAUGGUCGUCGACUGCGUGCCGGCGCGGCAGUGGAUAAAUCAGCCAGCGCCGUCACCACCGCCGUGGCGAAGGCGGAGAAGGAGGCGACGGAGACCGCGUCGUUCGUGGAUAUCGUGCGUGAGGAGGUGAGCCAGCUGCUGACGGAGCGGCGCCACAUGGACGCGGCGGAGCUGCUGUACCGCCUGGCGGACGAGGCCACCGCGAAGGGUUGCCUUCCGUUUUUGCUGGACCUGGAGGCGGCCCUCGUCCGCAGUGUCAUCACGAACGUGGUGAAGAUCCCUGUCACGCCGAUGUUUAUGGAGAGCCUGCACAUCCCACUGGUGCAGCUGCUGCUGCGCUUCGGUCGCUCCCGCAGUGCGGCGGCGGUCUACCUGACGAUGCAGACCCCGUGGCUGCACAGUGAGGUGCAGAAGCUCCAGGCCAGGGUGAACCCGCAGUCCGCGAGCCUCAUUGCGGUCGACUACCUGGUGCGCGUUACACGGGCCACCGUGCGGCGGCAGCACACACUUGGACUUGGCCUGGACGCGGCCCAGCCCUUCAUGAAGGACGCCGCCGCGGUUUCUGCGCCCGCUACAAAGGACGAUCCAAAGCGCAAGGCAGGUGGUGCCGCCGCCGCCGCUGCUGCUGGUGCGUCGUCGUCUGCGGGCAAGCUGAUCGCGCCGAAUUCGGCAGCGCUGCUGUGGGUGCGGCACAACGUGGAGCGCUUCGCCUGUGAUGUCCUGUCGACGCAUUUGUUAAGCUUCGGCACCGGCACCGAUGGCGGCGACCCAACCCGCAUCCGCCAAGCCGCGCAGAUGAUCUCGCAGACCUCGCGCGUGAUGCAGGCGCUAAGCGCGGACGGCUUUGCGGGCUGCGACACCCUCAUUCUACGGCAGCUGACUCCGAGUCUCGUCAUACUUGAAGAUGACUUUACGCGUUUGACCGGAGAGAAGAUCGAGCACGCCGGACGUGCCAUGAUGGAGCAGCUCAUUAUGGGCAGCUUAAUCUUCUACGAGGUAAAUGAGGCGAACACGGCGGCGAUCGCGGCCACGGCGGAGGCCACCGCAGCGUACGCGGCUGCCGUAGCGAAGCUCUCCACCUCCCUUAGUGCAUCAGCGGCAGCAACUGGAGAAGACACAAGGAAAGCGGUCAGGGGGCCAGCAGUUGCCGACACAGCCGGUCCGAGGAUGCCGCCGCGUCCACCGCCGCUACGCCUUACCCCGCCCUACACCCCUUCCAAGGGCGAUGAUGUUGCCCGUAAAGUGCGUGCACGCUGCCAGGAGAUGGUGCAGGUGGUGCGCACGCUUCCCUUGUCGGGUCACUCCCUGCUGAUCCAGCUGCUGCUCGCCCCCGCGUCGUCGUCGCUGUUCAGUGCGGCCGGUGCGCACAUGACAGGGGGGAGCUCGUCAUCGCCGCCGCCCAGCGCUACGCUGCGUCGAGUGACGCCGUCCACUAUGACAGGUACGCACGCCACGGCAACAGCGGGAGCCGGUCGAGCAGGCGCGGGCCGCGGUGGUGGUGCGUCCCCUCCUGCGAAGGCAGCCGCGGUGUCCUCCCCCCUCACCGCCCUCCUCUUCCACUCCCACCCUCCACCUCCGCCGCUCUCCGCGGAGCUAUUCCGCUUUCUCCGCUACGCCAACGGCUGCUCUAGCACGCAGGUCCGCCUCCUGCAGUCCCUCAGCGGUUACAUGGCGGCCCUCACCGGUACGGCGCACCUGCCCGCUGAGGUGAUGGCGUCAGCGGCGGCGCAGGAGCACGAGGGCGCCAACGCGGCCGCCGCCGCCGCGAUGCGUGCGGAGCAGAUGGAGUGCGUCGCCUACCUCCUGACGAGCGCCAUGGUGACCGAGUCGAUCGACGUCGUGCUGAGUAACAUGUUCACUACGAUGCUGCUUGAUCUGCUGCGCCAGCGCCGCGCCCUCGUGCGGUUUCUGUCCUCCGAGGCGUUUCUGACGCACCACCGACGUGUCUUUCCCCCACCCACGGCCGACAAGGCGGUGACCGCUUCGGACAAGCCGCUUUUCGCAGACCCGGUGAACGCGCCGGGCUGGGUGCUGGACGGGACGCUGUCGCUCCUCUCCGAUGUGCUCGGCAUGGGUGUGUGGAUCUCCUACUUUACCCGCGGCGGGGCAAUGACGCACAUGCUGGCGGAUGCGCAGCUCGGCUUCCGCACCCAGCACCUCGAGCGGGUGCAGCGGGAGGUGCCGCGCCUCGUGCAGGGGUGGAUGUGCGCGGCGUUGUUGCUGAGCAGCGACGUGACUCACGCGAACACCGUGCUGGCGCCGGUGAGGAAGUCGGCGACGGCGUCGAACACGCUGCGUGCCGUACCGGCCGCCAGCCCGCUGCUCGCACCGCAGCAAAGUGUGUUCUUCGGCGCUCGUGCGCCGGCGCGGGAGGGCACCGGCGGCGUCGGCGGGAGCGCCUUCUCCCCCACGGCAUCGAUGUCGAACCGCAUGAUCAGCAACAUGUCCUUCACGGCCGUUGCCGCCGCCGCCACUGCCGCCGCCGCACAGACGACGAUGGGUGCAGUGAGGAGAGACGCGAAGGACGGCGUCGAUGUGGCUUCCGUGCUGCUUUCUAUUCCGGUCGUCAACGGCACCGGGGCAGCAGCCGGGACACCGAUGACGACGACGACUGCGGCGGCGGCAGGUGCCAGCAACGGCGCGACGGACGCCGCCGCAGCCACCGCCGCGUUCUUCGCGGAUGCUGGGGUGCGCGAGGAACGCCUGCUGCGCUUCCUCCUGACCCUCCUCGACCGCCGGUACUGCACGCCGGCGGGCUUCACCGCGCACUACUAUGUUGUCGACUCCGCCACCACCGUCGACGGCGCCACCGGUGCCCCGUGCGGGGUGUGGGCGGUGCGUCGACGACUGCGCAGCUAUCCCGAGUUCCCGACGGGCGACAUGUGGGCCCACCGCAGCGACGAGGUCUUUCUCUUCCACUGGUGUGCGCAGGUGUCGCUGCACCUUCUCACCUUCUUCCAGGAACGGCUCGUGACGCCGAGCGCGACGCUGAAUCAACGCGCCGCGGAGGCGCAGGGCAGUGCGGCCGCGUUUCUCGCCGGCGGUUCGCCUUUCCCGAUAGAAGGCUGCAUCACCCCACCGGAGGACACCGUCCUCGCGGGGUGGUGCGCGGGCGGCGGCAACUACAUUACGGCCGUCGCGCUGCUUCAGUUUUUGGUUAUGCGGCUGCUGCGGGACGGCCUGUGUCGUGUGGAGACGUGGUCCGCCGUGUACGACAGCCCUGUGGCGCAGUGGCGCGCUGAGGAGUCCGUGCUCCGGCAGCAGCUCUUCUUCUUCGCGCUCUUUCUCUACCUGUGGGCACCGCUGUUCACCGGUGGGCGGGCACCGCGACCGCGUGCUGGUGGUGCACCGCGCACAGCCGCUGCUACUGCUGCUGCUGCUGGCAGCCCCACCGACGACACCGCGGUAAGUUCCUACUUGGUGGACGGGCUCCCGUCCAUUGCGAUUGUGGAGUGGAUGACGUGCGGGGGUGUUCUCAGCUCCGCUGCCGCCGCCGCGAACUUUGUGGACACGGCGCUGGUCUCCGCCGCACCCGGCACGAUCCCGCCGUCGCUCACCGCCAUUGACGUGCUCUUUGCGACGGAGGGCACUAUCCACCUCGCGACGGCGAAUGCGGACAAGACAGGGGGCGUCGCCAGUGCCGGCCGCGGUGGCACCGGCGCUGCUGGUGGCGGUGCGGCUGCGUGGAAGGCGAAGACGGGCGGAAGCACCGCGCACGCACCCGCUGCUGCCGCCGGGGCCGCCACGUCGUUCGCCGCCGCGGGAACGUCGACCAACACGAUGCUGGCGAGGCGCGACCUCUUCGGCCCUGGUGCGUCGUUUAUCCCCGACAGCUUGCUGCGUGUGGUGCGCCACUUCUUUGAGGAGCAGCUUGGGGAGAGCCGCGCCAUUCCUGCCAUCACAUCCGACAUGAUGCGCAACCGCGUGGAGAAGGCCAUGGCGGACAUCAAUCUGGCGGAGUUCGUCGGCACGUCCUUCGGCGCCGAGGACGACAGCGAGAGCGACGGCGCAAGUGUGGCGAGCUCCUCCUCUGCGGGCAGUGCGAAGAGUGCGAAACCGGCGGCGUCGCAGAGGACGACGCUGCAGAACCUGCGUGACUUAAUCGCCACGUACACCCAACCCAUCAGCUAG
Messenger RNA from Leptomonas pyrrhocoris, 5376 nucleotides. RefSeq lists its product as hypothetical. Gene Ontology annotation, biological process: regulation of cell population proliferation. Gene Ontology annotation, molecular function: DNA binding. The record is from RefSeq and is a predicted model, not a curated record. The coding region runs from base 1 to 5376 and encodes 1791 amino acids. Lineage: Eukaryota; Euglenozoa; Kinetoplastea; Trypanosomatida; Trypanosomatidae. The transcript has a single exon. Gene Ontology annotation, cellular component: nucleus.